GUUGUGCUGUGUUGCUCAACGUUUUCGUGCGUAUGAACGUGUUUUUGAUCGCUUCCCGGACAUCUUAGCGCGCUUUGUGUCGAUCUAUUGUUGGUGUUUCGACGGCAAAUCCUGUGUGGAGAAUCCUUGCAGGACUUUACUAAACGUCACCUAGCAAAGUGAGGUUAGGAUACUGUGCCCAGUGUCAAAGAUUUUUGUAAAUUGACCAGGAAAAAAAACAAGUGUGACAUUGCACGCGAUUUAGCGAAUUUUUUUUGCCACUUCUGAGGUGGAUAACCACGGAAUUAUCUCUGGCAUCACGUGUACCGUCAAAUCGUCAAAACAUCGCCGAAUUUUAGUGUUUUUUUUCGCGCGUGUUAACACGCUUUGAAGAUGAUGCAACUCAAAAGUGACAGAAAAUUUAAUUUAUGAGUGAUAAAAGUCAAUCAGUAUUUGCUGUGAAUGGGCUAUGAAGAGUGUGAUUCUCAUGUUUUAUCCUCAGCACAGUGAAAACAAUAGCAAAUUUUAUCCACUGACGUGUGUCACAUAAAAAAAGCGUGCACCAUUUUCGCGGGUGUUAUCGCAGAAUAAAAAAAAAGAGAAUGAUAGCUUUUGAGAAAUGCCAAGGAUUUUUCACUGACAGACUCGUGAAUCGAUAAAAUCUGGAUUGAUUUGCAAAGCAAGCAACAGUGUUGAGUGCAAACGAGUCUCACCAUUUUCAUCCUUUUGGGGCACAAAAACAGAUCUCCAAAGAACAAAAGAGCGUCAGCUGGAAAAAAAACUGCUUAUACAUUUUAAUUGCAAAAAUGAAAUUGUAGUGCAUGAAAUGUGAAUGUGGCGUCGGCAGUGAAUCAGUGAGGUUUGAUUCCAGCUAACAACAAUCAGAAUAAAUGAAGAAUUGAGUAAGAAAAUUCACUUUGAAAGGAACAGCACAAAAAAAAUUGAUACAUAAUUUAUUGAGCUCAGGGAGCAGUGCGAGGUAGAGAACAGGUGAAAAAAGCAAAAUCUAAUGGACUGGUGAGCAAAAGUCAGGGAGUUGGAAUUGCUGGAAAAAUUGAGCCCCAAGAGAUAGUGCUCUGUUGGUGCAUUUGAAUCAACAAUUGAGCAAAACGUGCUAUUUUUUCCAAUGCGCGCGCUGCCAGCAAUAAGUCACUUGGGCAUUGUGCGCCAGGAGCGCGAUGCUGAAGACGCAGUGGUGCACACGUAAGAACAAAACUCCCGUUUUAGUAACCUUGACGUUUAUAAUUGCAAAUCGCGGAGUGUAAUUGCGGUUGUUGCUGUCAUUGAUCUACAAAGACACAAUAAAUAUUUUCUCGAGUGUCGCGAAAGAAAAGAGUUUAAUUUUAAAUCAUUUGAUUGAUCGUCGUUAACUGCAAGUGGUGAGUGAUCGAUUUGGAUCUCAAGGUGCAUUUUUCAUCUUCUCCCCAAACCCCCAGGAAUAGAGAGUGUCCAUUCGGGGGAUUGGUGUUUGGUGUGAUUGAGACUGCCACAAGUCUCACACGAGAAUUGUUUAAAGGGGGACAAGGAAGAAUUUCUGGGUGACACUGCGUGCUUAUAGCUAAAUGAGAGUCACUCAGUAAGUGCAAGAAAGACAGGAGAACGAAGAGACAGUGGAAUUUCGCAAUGGCCGUGUCUUGUCCGGAAAUGAUGUACGGAGCUUACUAUCCAUACUUGUACGGACGCGCUGGACCAAGCAGAUCCUUUUACCAGUACGACAGGUUCAACCAGGACUUGUAUUCUUCAUCGGGCGUGCCACUUGCACCCUCUAGCGCUUCAGGAAGUUCACAUUCACCAUGCAGCCCCAUCCUGCCACCCUCUAUCGCGGCUCCUGCGGCCACGGUAUCCUCGGCCCAGUCAGUCGCCACAGCGGCCGUUCCCACGAUCCCUCUGGGGACCGUGCAGCGACAUGUCACCAAAGAGGAAGACCUCAGUGGCACGAGGAGCGAUACAGAAGGUCCUCUGCCAAGCAGCGCCCACAACGACAGUUCCUGCUCAUCGGGUCCCGAGUCGCCCCAUGCGGCUGCGGCGGAUCCUACGAGCGAUGGACAGCCUGCCCGGGCGCAGUACGUAUCCGCGACGUGCGUCGUUUUUACGCACUACAGUGGAGACGCUGCUACCGUUGUGGACGAGCACUUUUCCCGCGCACUCAACUUUAGCAAUAAGGAAAGCAAAGAUGGAUCCAGUCCGAUGUCAGCGAGAAAUUUUCCAGCAUCGUUUUGGAAUAGCAACUACGUACCUCCGACCCCGGCACCUACACAUCCACAGGUUCCGGAUUUGUAUUCCGCAGACGGAAGUUACUCUACGGAUCCCUGGGUUCCUCAUCACUACGGUUCCUAUGCGGCUCACGCGCACGCGCACGCAGCCCACGCUUACCAUCAUCACCACAAUAUGGCCCAGUAUGGGAGUCUUCUGAGGCUGCCACAGCAAUAUGGACACGGGUCGAGUAAAUGGUCUCAAUUGCUCGAUUACAGGCUGCACCAUGAUCAGCAGACGGCACAUGCCCUCGAGAGUGCCGCAGCAUACUCCAGCUACCCCACAAUGGCAGGCCUCGAAGCUCAAGUCCAAGAAUCAUCAAAGGAUCUCUACUGGUUCUAAAAUUAUAGGACAGCAACAAGAACAACAAAAGUCAGUUGGUGCCGCAGUAUUAGUUUAACGAAUCAUAAAGAGAAACGAUAAAUGUGACGAGAAUAAAAACACAAAGUUUAUUCUAGUGAAAACUACAAAAAAAAGAGUGUGUAAAAGAUAGGGGUAAAAAAUUGUGGUACAAAAACUCAAUAAAAUAUUAAAAUUAAAAGAAAAAA
Phlebotomus papatasi is the source of this 2780-nucleotide messenger RNA. RefSeq names its product protein vestigial (gene vg). The record is from RefSeq and is a predicted model, not a curated record. Gene Ontology annotation, biological process: regulation of transcription by RNA polymerase II. Gene Ontology annotation, cellular component: nucleus. The transcript is spliced from 8 exons. The coding region runs from base 1603 to 2574 and encodes 323 amino acids. NCBI's taxonomy places the organism in Eukaryota, Metazoa, Arthropoda, Insecta, Diptera, Psychodidae.